AUGCACCUUCCCUGCGUCCUAAUCUUUUUCGCUGUUGCUACCCGUCCAGUGGGUGUUGGUGCACAUGUCACAGAUGACCAAUAUGAGGUCGUGAGGCACUUGAGGGUUCAAGAGCGCGCACACGGCAAAGACAAAGAUGAGAGGAUGAAUAACCUCAACUUGAGCGGAGAAGAGGAAAUAUCUACCUCAAACCUUCACAAUUUGGUGGAAAAGUAUAGAAUGGAGAUCCCAAACUUUGAUUUAUACAAGCCUUCUCCUACCGACAUUUUUUUGGAUAAACUGCUGAAGUUACAGGAAACAAACUCGAGACCUACAUACGCGUUCAACUUUGUUAUGGCUGGAUUUAAUGAAGAGGAGCUGUCCAUGAUAUUUAAAGAAGCGAACGAACGGUUUGCUGCGCAGAAACUAGACCCCCAGACAGUUUUCAAACUGUAUCAGCUUGACCUUGUAGGAGACACCCUUUUCAAACAGCCGCAGAUGGUCUACUGGGUCCAGUACAGGGACUUAUUUAUUAGAACCUACCCUGUAUCCACGGUGCCCAGAUCCUUGCUUUUCACACUGCUAAAGUACUUUGGUAAAAUCGAAUAUUUGGUGGUUGCUGUAACUAAGGCCCCAGAAGACAAAAACGCGUUGCGAGUGGAAGCCGAAAUUAGAAUAUUUUGGUUUGAACAUCAAAAUUAUACUCCAGAGCAUGCCUUCCUUUGGCUCCACCUUAACAAGUAUACCGACUACUAUCUUUUCCCCUUUUGGAUAAAGUACGUUACCUACUACAAUUCCAAAGUAUCUGACCAUUCCAAAGUAUCAAUGCUCUCGGUUAUGGAAAAAUAUUCACUGUCGUUGCUGACAGUGUUAGGCACUGUUGAAAAAACUGAUGCCACCUUGCAAUUAGAAAAUGAAGUGAAAAAUAUGCUGCUGCAUAAUUGGAGGCGAGAAAAAAGAGAUGGCGAGGAAGUGCUCCACGACGUGCGUACAGGACCGAAACCGAAUACGGUAUAUGGAAAAGCGCUAGAGCAAGCUACAAUUGCUUAUAUAAAGUCGCUUCCGGAGUGA
This is a messenger RNA of Peronospora farinosa, 1050 nucleotides long. The record is from the annotation of a GenBank genome assembly. NCBI's taxonomy places the organism in Eukaryota, Oomycota, Peronosporomycetes, Peronosporales, Peronosporaceae.